This is a messenger RNA of Rotaria sordida, 2313 nucleotides long. Lineage: Eukaryota; Metazoa; Rotifera; Eurotatoria; Philodinida; Philodinidae. The record is from the annotation of a GenBank genome assembly.
AUGAUCGGUUAUUCAAUUCUCCUUCUUUUUCUUCUCUUACCAUCAAAUAUAAUUGCCUCGGUGAUUUAUAAAACUGCUUGUGAGUUAUUAAAACUUCCACGUGAUUGUUAUUGUCAACGUACACGCGGUGUACCAAUGUCCUCAUUAAAUGAAACACGAUUACGAUGUCAUCAAUUCACUAAAAUAACAACAGAUUAUCACUGGUCUAUUGUACCCUAUGAUCGUUUAGCAUUUGAAACACCAAAUGAUAAUUUAACAUUAUAUCGUUAUGCAUUUGCUGAUAUUCGAGCACGAACAUUACGUUUUAAUGUUCGAAAUCUAACUUUCAAUGAUCAUGCAUUGGAAAAUGCUUAUAUUGGUCAAUUAGCUAUUUCAUAUACAGAUAAUUAUGGUUUAUUAAAUUUUGAAUUAAAUGGACAAAUAUUUUAUGGUACAACAAUAACAAAUAUAUAUAUUAAAUUAAUUAAUUUUCAAACACAAAUAUCUGAACUUGUAUUAUCAAAUGCGAAAGUUUAUACAUUAUUGAUUGAAUCAUCGAAAUUUUAUGGUUUUACAAAUAAAAAAUUUGUACGUUAUCAACAAAAUGAAACAAAUCAUAAAAAUAAUAAUCAAUAUGAUAAUUUUCUUGAAUAUGAUACUAUAUUAACAACAAGUUCAUUAUAUCAAACAAGUAGUCAAUCAUCACUAUUAAAAAUUCGUCGAAUGAAAAACAAAAUUUUACGUCAAAUAUUUGAAAUAAAUGAUAAUAAUUCAUUAUUACCUGAACAAACUGUUAUAGUUAAUAUAACAGCAAAUCCUCUUCCGGCUUUUAUAACAAUUUAUACAAUUCUAUCCAGUAUUAAUACAACAAAUUUAACAGAAAAUUAUUUUCCAAAUAAUAUAGAAUAUAGUCAAACAGAUGAAAUUGAAUUAAGUCAUAAUUAUAUUUAUUCAAUAGAUGCACAUGCUUUUCGUCAUUUACAAUUCUUUGAAGGACGACUAAUAUUAACAUAUAAUUAUAUUCGACAUAUAUCUCCGUAUGCAUUUACUUAUUUACAUUCAUUAAAUAAUUUAUCAUUAGCUAAUAAUUAUAUUCAAAAUUUAUCAUCAAUACAUUUUGAAAAUUUAAAUCAAUUAUAUGAACUUGAUUUAAGUUAUAAUCAAAUAUGUCAUUUAAAUAAUAAUACAUUUCAAUAUUUACAUAAUUUGCAUAUAUUACGUUUAAAUAAUAAUCCAUUAAAUUUUAUUGAUUCAAAUGUAUUUAUAAAUUUAACUUAUUUAAAAGAAAUACAUUUACAAGGUGUACCAUUAAUUCAAUUAAUUGAUCCACAAAAUUCACAUUGGAUUUGGAAUUUAGCUAGUUUACAUAUGAAUUAUUUACUUAAUACAAAUUAUGUUUUGAGUGAUUUGAUUUUUUGUUUAUUAACACGUUACAAUCAAACAUUUUCUCAUGUAUCACGUCAACCUUCAUGUUCAUGUAAUGUUCAUUAUUUAUAUCAUCAUUCUGAUAUAUAUCAUAAUACAAAUUCAACAAUAAAAUAUCCUACAAAUUAUUUACGUGUAACACCAAUAUGUAUUUUAAAUGAAACAAUAUCUAAUUUUGAACAAUAUCAAAAUGAAAAUGAACAAAUACAAUAUUCAAAUAAUACAUCGUUUAUUCUUCGAAGUGGAGACGAUAAAUGUGAUUAUAAAUUAAUGUUUCUUGAUUGUGAUACUAUGACAACAACGACAACAACAACAACAACAACAACAACAACAACAACAACUACUACUACUACUUCUACAGAAAUGACAACUACAUUAGAAAUGAUAUCAACUGCAGAAAGUCUUAUUUAUACAACAACAGAAAUUCCAUUAUCAACAACAACACUAUGGUAUUUUAAAUAUACUAAACCACCUAGACCAGGAAAUAAUCCAAAGAAAUUAUUUAUAGUACUUGGUACAUUAAUAGCAAUAACAGCUGGUGCAGUUAUUUUUGUUAUUUGUUGGUAUCGUCUUAAAGCAAUAUAUACACGAAAAGAAAAAAGAAAAAAAAAUCUUGAACAACCAAAAAAUUUUAAUUUAUCAUCACAGAAUAAUAAUUCUCAGUUAACGGCACCACGUUAUGCUUCAUCCGACUUGUUAAGUGGUGUAUAUAGUACACCGUUAGCUGGUAAUGCAACUCAAUCACAAUCAUUAAUUGCACCGGCAUCACCACCAUCGAUCGUUUAUAAAAAUGUCGAUGCUUUAACUGAUGAUUCUAUUCACAAUUAUAUUGAUGAUGAAAAUCAACAGCAACCACAAAAUUCAACAAAUGAUAAAAUGACAGAAAUACAAGCAACUACUCAAUGUUAA